AUGGACGAGGGCCAUCACACUACCUAUAAAGACGGAGAUAUCGUCUGGGUCAAGUUGAAUGGUAAAUGGUGGCCAGGUCAAGUUAAAGAUCUGAAUAGUAUUCCUUCAGACGAAUUCAAGAAACCACCUUUAGUACUAGUUCAAUUUUUUGAAGAAGAUUCUUAUCAAUAUGUGAAGAGCUGGGAUAAUAUAUACCCCUACAACUGUGAAAAGAAAACCGAGUUUAUCAAAAAGGGAAUGGCUGCGUUUCGGACAAAAGCAUCACACAUGGAAAAAUUUCCUAAGGAUGUGACUACUGCUGAAGUGACGGUAGGAGGUAAUCCUAAUAUUCUCAGCGAGCCUCAAUUUCGCCCUGAAGUAAAACGAAAUUAUGCAAGCGAAAUUUUUGGUACACCGAACAGUAAGAAAAGGACCAGCACUGACAAUAGCAUCAAACGUUCAACGACCAAAACUCAGCCAGAUACCUCUCACAUAACUCAUAGAAGAUUUCUUGGAUCCGAUGAUUACAAAGCCUACAUAUGUAUUCAAUACCCUGGUAAAGAUAGAACACCUGACAGUGAAGACGAAGAAGUAAUUCAACUUAAUACUGAACCAGAACGCGAUUACAACUGCCACGAAUGUUCUUAUAGUACAAAAAGACUUGAGGUAAUGAUAUUACACAUAAAAUCGCAUAUUAAAUUUGACGAUAGACCACCGACGAAGAAAAGAAAGAAACCCGUCACACCAAAACCAAAGAAGAAAGAGCCAGCUAAGAGACAGAGAGUGUCAUUUUCUCAGUUAAAUGAUACUUCUAACGAUGAGGCACCUGAACCGCCAAAAGAAAGAAAGAAAAAGACCAAGAGUUCACCAUCCGUUAAAAAAUCUCCAAAAGUAGUUGCAGAGGUUAAGCCUAAAAAUUCUAGUGAUAUUCGUAACGAUCUAUUGGCAGAAUGGGACGACGAAGAGGAAGACUUAUCCGAAACACAAGAUAUGAGUGUAAUAAGUGAUUUGAGUAUAUUAAACGAAAAUACAUUUACAGCAAUAGAUCAAAUACCAGAACCCAUCGUCGAAACUGAAGUAAAGACAAUAGAAAACGACGAUAAAGAGCCUGAAGUAACAGAAAAGUCAUCUCCAACAAAUAAAGCAGACGAUUCAUCAAAAAUUGACUUUGCAUCUAGCGGUGAUACAAGUACACAAAAUGAUAGUAAAUGCUGUUUUGAUUUUAAUGACGAGGAGGAAGAAUUACUUAAUACCACAGUUCAAGUUGGCAGAAAAAUACCGAGGGUCAUACCGCCAACAGAAAAACGAAAAUCGGAGAUUCUUGAUGAUAUCAUCGAUUUAGAGGAAGGUUUCAAUAAAGAGGAAAUACUAAAAGAAAGCCAGAGCUUCAACGAGAAACAUGCUGAAAAUAACGAACUUGAGAGUGCUUUUAAAGAUUUGAUGGAUGAGGUUUCUGUUCCCAAAAUAUCUGAUUUAGAAAACAGCCUCAAACCGCCACAAAAUUUUCACUCUGUCAAGACUAUAAAAUUUCCGGAUAAGCAAGAUGAUCCACCCGAAAAAGAUCGCGAUAAAAAUCCAGAUGCACCCACAGAACCGAUUAAUCCCAAGAAACGAUUUGUUAAAAAUUUCGAGGAGUUCGAGAACCGACUUCAUCGAGAAAAGAUGAAAAGCAAGAAGCAGCAAGCUUUAAAAAAGAAGAGUAGAAAAGAGAUCUUAUACCAGGAUAAGAACGAUGAGAGUUCAGAUAAGACUUCAGAUGACGAUUGUAAAGAUAUUCAUGAGUUACACACGAAAAUCAUGUCGUCAAUUAUUGAUGAAGCCAAGAUUGACGAGGAAUCCAAAGAGAAAAUUAUGUCUAAACUAAACAAAAGUCCACGUAAAAAAAAUUGCAGAUUCUUGUUCGACAGAUUCAAAUGCUGAAGCGUCCUCACCUAGUCAGAAGGUAGACUCAAAGGACAAACAACAGAAACAUCUUAAUAAGUCAACUUCAUCCUCAGAAGUUGACGUUUCCCAAAAAAAUGAAGGCCGUAGUUAAAAAGUUUUUUCGUAGAAGCACAGAAUUACAAACUGUCGAUAUGUUAAAAGCUCAGCAGCAGGAUCCUACUGUUACUAAUUCAAACAAAACAGAAGAUUCAUUAAUGGAUGACACACAUUUAAAGCAACAAGAAAUUGGUACUCGUCCAAUAUCGUCAACUCCUAGUGUUGAUGCAACUAAGUUGACAUUUAAGAAAAGAAAUUUGCGUUCGUCUUCAGAACUCAGUAGUUUAGACAAAUCUCAUCAUAUAGAACCAGGUUUAUCAUCUGAAAUUGUUUAUUCCGGCGACAAAGAUGAUAAAAAAGGAAAAAGACAUGACAAACAUAAAAGGAUUAAGUCUGAAAGUAUUGCUGGUGUUGAUGACUCAGGUGAACAAAAGGAAACAGCGAUUGCUAAAGAUUUAAGUCACACAGGUGCAACACGUAGGCAGCAUUAUUCCUUAUCGGAAAUAAAUAUUGUUGAAACAUCGACUGAUCAAAAGGAAGCAUUAAGUAAUGUCCACGACAUGCAAGACCAACCAAAAGCCAUAAGUAAAACCCGUAAGAGUUUGAGAAACUCUUUAACGGAAACACAAAUUUCAAACGAGACUGUAAAUUUGAACAACGUGGUAACUAGUGAUAAAACCCAAGAAAAGCCUUCUACUGUGACUAACGAAUCGUUAGGUAGUGAUAAUGCGGAAAACAAAGUGGUUUUUUCUCAAGACUUUUAUAUUAGAGACAAUAGCAAGAAAGAAACACUUCCAAGAAAAAAACGCAAAUUUGUAACAGACUCCUUUCCAGAAACCAGUGUUGAUCAAUCAACUAUGCACCCAGGCGUCAUUGCUCAUCCAGAAAUAGUAAUUGACACUCUUCGCGAGGAAACACUACCACUUAAGAGACGUAGAAGUUUGCGGGUCUCAUCAUCAGAAGCCACUACGAAGCACACGGCAAUUAUACACCAAGAUAAAGAAGAACUAAAUACUACUAUAGCACCUCCUAAUACAAGUAACAAUGAUUCGACUGAAAAAAAUCAAAAGGGAAAAAAUUCUUCUGAUAAAACUAAACGAAUAAGCCAUCCAAAGAAACGUACAAGAUCUUUUCAGGAUAAUUUUGAUACAGUAGAAACUUCAAAGAUACAAGUAGACUAUGACAAAAGUUACCAUUCAUCAGAAAUGGACGAAACAGAAAAUAAAAAAGAGAUGGAAGACUUGACUGUAAACGCCGGCGCGGAAACGCACGAUUCGAAAACACAGAUAAACGAUUGCGUUCCACACGAAUCUGCAACUAAAAACGUUGAAACAUUCUUUGAAACUCCAGAUAACAAUAUAAUAGACGGGAAUAACGAAUCGACAUAUGAAGACUCAAAAAUUAUCGGAACUGAAUCUGUGGAAUCUAAAAAGGAAUCCGAAUUUGUACAGAUUCCUGUAG
Molecule: messenger RNA, 3420 nt
Organism: Diabrotica balteata
Lineage: Eukaryota; Metazoa; Arthropoda; Insecta; Coleoptera; Chrysomelidae
Source: the annotation of a GenBank genome assembly